Molecule: messenger RNA, 22641 nt
Organism: Lottia gigantea (owl limpet)
Lineage: Eukaryota; Metazoa; Mollusca; Gastropoda; Lottiidae
Exons: 123
Coding region: 1-22641 (7546 amino acids)
Source: RefSeq, a predicted model, not a curated record
AUGGACAAAUGUUAUUGCCUUUACAGAGUUAAAGAAGCAGAAAGUCAUUAUUCUGGUAUAUGUGAAGAACUAGAGAGUAACAAUAAACAACUAGUUUACUGUAAAUGUUUACCAUCAGGACCAGAGUGUUCACCUUAUAAUGAUAUAGUAUCUUGUUAUCAGGAUGAUGAUAUAGAGCUCUCCAUUACAGAUGGAACUGAUGUAACCAAGUUGUUUUUACAAGAAGCUAUAUCACCAUUAGGCUGUACAGUAGAUACUAAAAAAGUUAUCUUCGAAUAUGAAGUAUCGACAUUCCCAACUCCACUUGGUAAAACAGAAGAUGAUGCACGCGAGUAUUGUUUUAAUUAUAUUGUUAGUACAAGUAUUGGUGGAUCAUGUUAUGAAAUUGGAUUACUCGAUGCUGAGAUCGAGAGAACCUUACAAUCCUGUAUCAUUGAUAUUAAGAUCACAGAUGAUUUGACAUGGGCAGAAAAUGCUUUAACCAACUUUGUUGAGCAAUGUUUAUCACUAUACAGUAGAGAUGUCACCUUAUGGAGUAGAGGAAGAGUAGAUUUUAUCGUCACUGAAAUUUGCCCUAAUCUGUGCAGUGGAAAUGGUUAUUGUUCUCAAGGUGCGUGUAAAUGUAAUGAAGGAUAUAUAGGAGCUGAUUGUUCUGUCAAUAAAACAGUAGCGCCCUCUAUCAAAUUUACUACUGGAAACCAGUGUGAUUUGAAAGUGAAUGAAUGUAAAAGUAUUGGUAUAUUGGGUGGACCGUUUAUCAUCUCUGACAACCUUACGUGUAUUGUCACCAAAUUACAGUAUGAUGGCGAAUACAACUACGUAUCAACUGGUGUUACAGUUACUACACAAACUAUAUUUUUUACCUAUGAAUAUAUCCAAUGUAAACUGCCAUCUAAAGGCUCGUAUGAAAUUAGUGUUACUAAUAAUGGUUUACUGGUCAGUACAGUCCAGACUUACAAAGUCUACGAUACAAGAUGUUUUGAAUGUUCUGCUGAUGGAUGCAAGCUGAAGGACAAAUAUUGUUAUAUAGAUGAUACAUGUUAUAAAAUAGGAGAUACAUCUGAUGAGAAUGAUAAUUUAUUAUGUGAUCCUCAACGUAACAUUACUAGCUGGACAAAUCGUCAAUCCUUUACUGAUAUAGGAGUGAUCCCUACCUUAAAAACCAGCUAUAAUAAAACAGAGCCAAUGUUUAACUUUGUCUGUGACUGGUCUAGUUACGUUGAUAAUGAUACUACUCUCACUAUCUUUACACAAUGGUUUGUGGAUGAUGUCCAAAUUACUGAAGUAGAAAUAGAAAGAAAUGUCACCAUGGAUACUUUACCACGAUCCUCCAUUGAUAGUUUGGAUUAUGGUACUAAGGUUUUCUGUGGUUUAGUUGCAUGUAUAACAACAGAUUGUAACAAUACCAGAAGUCCAUUAGUCAAAUCUGAGGAUUUUAUUGUGGAAAUUCAGGUCAUAACUAAAUCUACCUUAAAAAUUAAAGAGGGUGAAGAUGGUAAAGUUUUCAGAGUCAAAUCAACAUUUCCACCAUCUAUUCUGUGUCCAGAAACCAAACCAGAUUGUUCCAUUCAACUGAAAUACCAUAUCCCGUCUGAUGCAAAAGACAUCUAUUGUCCGAGUUCCAAACAAAUCAUGCCGCAAGCUGUAAUUGAACAAGUCAAGGGGGAUAACUCUACUGUACCAGCCUGUGGUAUUUUCCUAACAGAAGAGAAUUGGAUGACGCAGUUUACUAUUUCUGUCCGAGCAACAGUUGAUCUGAAAAAAGACAAGAACCAGAAACGCAAAGUUAUGAUUAGCACUGAAAUUCCCUCCAGAAAUUCUACAGUGACCUUUGUUACUUAUCAAAUUGGUCAAAUUAACUUAGAAAUAGAAGAUAACGACAAGGGUUCAACUUGUUCUUCUGUCAAUGAUCCUCAUAUUACAACAUUUGAUGGUAGAUACUAUAACAACUUCUUCCUGGGAGAGUUUAUUUUAUACAGACAUGUUAAAUUCAGUUACGCUGUUCAUGCCUUCUACAGACCGUGCUCUAGUAAUAACAAGAGAAAAGGAGCAUCAUGUAAUUGUGCUGUAGCUGUUAAAGUAGAUGAUGAUGUAGUUAUCAUAGAUAAAUGUGGGCCUAAGAAAGAUUAUAAUAGAAAGCAUCCAGUCACUGUCACUUUGUAUAAAAAUGGCGAGGUGACACCUGGUUUCCAAGUCAUACAAUAUAACAAGGGCAGAAAAUACACUAUUAUGUUACCAAGUGGUAUGAUUGUCUCUGUUAAAGUUAACGGACGUAAUAUCAACCUGUUUGUUCAAGCCUCCUCUGUGGAUUUCAAGCAAACAGAAGGUUUAUGUGGUACCUAUGAUAAUGAUAAAGACAAUGACUAUCUGACACCAGAUGGAAAAUAUCUGUCUCUCAAGGGUAAAUUCCCAGAUGACUUCUCAAAACUUUGGAGAGUAAACAAAAAGGACAGUAUAUAUGGUGGUGUAUGUGCUAGUACUGAACUAUCAAGACAAACUGCCACCACAUAUUGCACAUGUGGACAAGGUGGAGAUAUCAGUUGUGCUGGAAAUGGUUUUGUACGUGGCUGUUUUGAUAGUUUGAAGAAACGAAAACGAGGUACUGAUGUAACAGACUAUUUGAUAUCACAAUCAUAUACCAGAACUACAAACUGUGAUACACAACCAGAUACAAUAUUUGUAUUCGACUAUAUGAUACAUGAUGUUAUAAAUUUGUAUUGUACAGAUGUAACAGAUUAUCUGAUAUCACAAUCAUAUACAAGAACUACAAACUGUGAUACACAACCAAAUACAAUAUUUGUAUUCGACUGUAUGAUACAUGAUAUUAUAUAUUUGUAUUGUACUGAUGUAACAGAUUAUCUGAUAUCACAAUCAUAUACCAGAACUACAAACUGUGAUACACAACCAAAUACAAUAUUUGUAUUCGACUAUAUGAUACAUGAUAUUAUAAAUUUGUAUUGUACUGAUGUAACAGAUUAUCUGAUAUCACAAUCAUAUACAAGAACUACAAACUGUGAUACACAACCAGAUACAAUAUUUGAAUAUGAUGAAACCUAUAUACAUAAAAUUCCAACAUGGCCGUCUGGUGAAUAUACUCUAGAAACAGCAACUGAAUUCUGUCAGAAAUAUGUUUUACAAAGUCAAGUUGGUAACGUUUGUACUAGUAAAAUACCUGCCUUAAAUACAUUCUCUUCAGUACAAGCUUGUAUCGAAGACAUUCAGGUAUUUGGUGAUACAUCAUUCGCUCAAACAGCUUUGGAAAGUUUGAAAUUACAAUGUACCAUAGUAAUAGAGAUCAAUAUUGAAUUCUGGAUUACCAUCAAUGGUGUAAUAACAAUAGACCCAGAAAUAGAUGACAUUAUCUGUCCUUUUGACUGUAAUGGACAAGGAACUUGUAAAAAGGGAGAAUGUGAAUGUAACAGAGGAUUUGUUGGUGAUGAUUGUUCAAUAGAUUUAAAUAUACCACCAUCUGUGUUUAUACCACUCUCACCAAUUUACUGUAAUACCGCCAACAAACCUUGUACCACACAGGUCUUGAUUUAUGGUGAAAAUUUCUAUGAUUCCAAUGAUUUAGUGUGUCAGAUUAGACAAAUACAGAUCUCCUCUACAGAGUUAACAAUUUCUAAAAGUUCUGUCUCAGUGAAAGCUACAUUUAUCAACCUGAACACUAUACAAUGUGAACUCCCCUCACUGAUAAGUUACGCUGUCAAGAUAAGUAACGAUGGUGUCACUUUUAGUGAUGAUGUCAACAUACUGAUGAUCAAUACUGAUUGUGUCAAAUGUGACUCACUGGACUCCUGCAGAAUCAUGCCUGAUAUGUGUUAUAUUAAUGGUAAAUGUUAUAAUAUUGAUGGUGUAUCAGAAAAGGAUGUCAACAUGUUCUGUAUACCUUCCAAAACACAGAUGGCUUUUUCACCAAAACCAGAUUACCCAAGUGUUAAAAAACCAACCCUGAAAAUAGUAGACCUAGAAGAGAGUCCAUACCAACAACUACUGUGUGAAUUUGACCGAGUUGAUAGUAGAGAUCUUCAAUAUUUAGUAUAUUGGUAUACAAGUAGUGAGACCAUAGUAGAUAACGGUCCUUUUACUAGUGUCAAAAAUAUAAGUACUACUACUGCUGAAUCUUUUACAUCCUUUAACUAUGGUGAAAUGGUACAUUGUGGUGUGACAGUAUGUUAUACAUUAGAUUGUGACAAUACACGCUCUCCAGUAGUAAAUAGUACCAUUAUAACUGCUACAGUACAGGUGAAAGAAACAAACAUCACUAUCAUAGAAGGUCAGAAGGCCCAAAUGGUUCAUGUUCACAGCCCAUUUUCACCAGGCUUCUUCUGUGGUAACAUGUCUGCAUGGAAGUCAUGUCGGUAUGUUUUAACAACUAAGAUAGAAAUUGCUGAAGAACUGAUAUGUGGUAAUAUGGUUGUCAAUCAAGCUGUUUUUGGCGAGUCCAUUGACAAGGUGCCCUGCAGUUUAGGAAUUACGUGGCAGAACUACAAAGAACCACUUGCCAUACCAGUUAAAGCUACAGUUGAUUCCUUACGUGAUGGUGACCAAACUAGAAAGCUUAAAAUUUCAGUUAAACUUCAUAAAGAUGAGGAGGUUUUGGAAGAAGUUACAUUGGAAUCUGUUGAGUUGACUAUAAAAGACAAUGACAAGAAAGCAUUAUGUAAUAUUGCAAACUAUCCUUAUAUUACAACUUUUGAUGGCACGUCAUACAAGCAUUUUAUGGAGGGAGAAUUUAUUGUGUAUAAACAUAAAACAAUGCCAUUUGAGGUACAUGGUCUGUUUAGUCAAUGUAAAGAAAAUUUACCAUGUAGUUGUGGUGUAGUAAUUAAAUCACAUGAUGAUGUCAUUGUUUUGGACAAAUGUAAAAUGGCAGACGCAGGACACAGACCACUAUCAGUUCAGGUGUAUAAGAAUGGUGAUUUCGCUGAAGGUACCAAGAUUGUGCGUUACUCUUCUGGCCACAAGUACAAGGUAUUCCUACCAACUGGUACUACAGUCACAGUGAUAGCUGAAAAACAACACAUUAGUUACUGGAUUCAAGCUUCUACCUAUGAUUACCAACAAACGAUGGGUCUAUGUGGUAGCUAUGACAACGAGAACUCCAAUGAUUUGAUGUUAGCAGACAACACCCAGACAACAGAUACUAGUGGUACACCUAGAAAAUUCUCACGAAGCUGGAGAACUGACAUGUCUCUGUAUUAUGGAUAUUGUCCCAAUGGUGAAGAUAAGAAGAUGAUGAUGGAGAUGCCAGUGUACUGUAAAUGUAAUGAGAAUCAGAAUGAAAUCUGUCAAGCUCAGUUAGAUGUAACGAGAUGUACAGGAAGUGAUGAUAAGAGUCUAACUGGUAUUCUAAGGGGUGAUGAUGUAACUGAUCAGUAUGUAAAACUGUCUAUGAAACCAAAACAGUGUUCUUGUAACCUACGAGAGCCUCCAUUGAUGUUCAAAUAUGAUGUGGAUUAUGUCUAUAUUGAUGCUGGAUGGCCAACUGAUGCUCCAAUAACUGAAGCAGAUGUCAGGAAGCCAAGUUUUAAAGAAACAUUAUUCAAUACUACAGUCUAUAAACAAUGUAUGAAAGUUACAGGAAUACAAUUGAAUUAUAAAACAGCCUUUGAAUCUUGUAUAGAACGUAUAAAGAUGUUUGGGUAUGAGAAAUCGUUGCCAUGGUGUUCACAUGUUCAAUUCAAUGUUAUAUAUGAGUGUUUGUAUGAAGUUACAACCAAUGUUGAAUUAUGGGUAAACUCUAAACCACCAGCCAUUAUUUUAAAUAUUGUUUGUCCAAACAAUUGUAACAUGAAGGGAACAUGUGUUGAAGGAGUUUGUGUCUGUGAAAAAGAGUAUGGUGGCGUGGAUUGUUCUAUAGAUACCAGUCAACCGCCAACAGUAACUGACGUACUAUCAGGAUCUCUAUGUGAUGCUGCUACCAAUAAAGAUUGUCAGUCAGUAUAUAUUACUGGUAGUGGAUUUAUUGACAAUGGAACUCUUACUUGUCAUAUUCAAGCAAUACAGGUCAAUGGCCAAUAUGACAAGGAACUAAACCAAACAGAAAUGCCAGCUAAGUUUAUCAGUGGAGAAAUGGUGAAAUGUGAGCUACCAGCCAUGUCCAAUGUCAAUAUAUCUAUCAGUAAUAAUGGUGUUCUGAUGAGUGAGAAUGCUGUGGAUUACAUCAUAUAUAACCCAACAUGUGAGAUGUGUAAUACUACAGUCUGUACACCAAGGGAUGACAUUUGUACCAUCAGAGAGAAGUGUUAUGAAUGUGGUCAAAUAUUUAGAGAUGAUCCUACCAAAGUUUGUCGACCAAGUCUAAACAACACAGAAUGGACAGCUAUCAAAGAAGAGGACAUAGACAUACAAAGAUACCAAGUGGACAACAUUGAUGCUGAUACUUUAAGCACAUUAUCUGGAAAUUUUGAUAUCAAAGGAAAACCAACUUUGGUAGAAGGAUUUGGUGGUGGAAAGGCUAUUCGAGUCAAUAUUGCAGACGACAAAUUGACAAUGAAAGACAACCAUCCAGUCUUAUCCGACUUACAAAACUGUUCACUUGGAUUCAGAUUGAAAUUUUAUCUCAAAUUCGAGUCGUUCUGUGAAGAUACCCUUAUUCUCCAUACCGAUGGAGGUGCUGCAAAUGGAAUGGGAAUGUCUGUUUCCUACAGAUGGGGUCAACUCUAUUUUACUGUCACCACAGAGGACAAAGAAUGGACCAUUGCUUCUUCUUUCAAGCUUAUUGACAAAUUUGUUGAAUUUGAACUGAACUGGGAGAAAGGCUGGGGAAUGGAACUCAAGGCCAUGGAUACGGUGUGGAUGAUGAGAGAACAUUGUAAACGUAAAACAUCAGGUUUAACAAAGGGUCCUCUAACCAUUGGUGGCUUGAUGUCUGCUCCAGAAAAAUGUAACGGCCAUUUUGUUUUUGGAGGAUUAGAAAUUUCUAAUGUUCCAAUACUCGUUUUGGAUGCCAUGGACAUUAUAACAGAUGUUCCUGUUUUACUUCAAAAACCAACUCUAAGCAUUAGUUUUGAUGACAUCAUGGAUGGUGGAGAUAUAGAGACUCUGGAAGCCAAAUUUAAAUGUGAAUUUGAACGUCUAGAAAGGUCUGAUGUAGAAUAUACGGUCAAAUGGUAUAUAGAUGAUGAAGAAGUGAAAAAUGUUUCUUUAACCAAGGAAUCUGAAGAUUAUAUGAUGGAAUCUUCUUACAAGAAAUGGACCUAUGGGAUUAAGACAUAUUGUAUGGUGACACCAUGUUAUAAAUUUGAUUGUAAGAAAUAUGAAGGUCCAGCUCAAGCCAGUAAUGUCAUCACAGCUGAAAUAUUGGUGAAAGAAGAAAAACUUGAAUUGAGUGAAGGUCAGUCUGUUAUGGUUCAUGUCCAUUCUACGGUACCACCACAUAUGUUGUGUCCUGUUGGUAGACCAGAUGUAGCUAAAGGAACAGCUACAGUCAAUAGUCAACUUGGUGAAUUUGAUGGCAAACAGCAGAUCUGUCCAGGAGACAACCCUCUGAUUCAAGCUGUUCUUGGAUACACACAAAAUGACUCACCAUGUAGAUACCAAAUAACAGAUAGUAAUUGGAAUAAGCCAUUAGAGAUUCCAGUACGAGCCACUGUUGAUGGUGUUCUUGAUGGUGCUGUAAAUGGUAUGUUAAAGAUUUCAACAGUCAUUAACUGUGACGGAAUGACAGACAAAAUUGAAAAGGAUUUCAAGCCAAUUCAGAUUAAGAUUGAAGACAAUGAUAGUGAGUUAUUAUGUGAAUCUAUUAAUGGACCUCAUAUUAAUACCUUUAGUGGAAUUACUUUUAACAACUUCUUUGAAGGAGAGUUUGUGUUAUAUAAACAUACCAAGAUGCCUUAUGAGGUACAUGGUUUAUAUAAAAAAUGUAAUGCAUUUGCAUCUUGCAAUUGUGGUGUAACAGUCAAAGUGGAUGAUGAUGUUCUGGUGGUGGACAACUGUACACCAGAAAAAGGUCUUCCAGCUCUGGUAACCCUGUACAAAAACGAGGAACUCACUCCAGGAUUCUUAGUCUUAAGAUAUGAAGAUGGUGCUAAAUUAGAGAUUGUGUUACCAUCAGGAACCACGGUUACAGUCCGAGUAGAAUCAAAUCCUGUCCUACCAAACUAUCUCAAUGUUUGGAUCAAACCAUCACCAUUAGACAUUCAACAAACAGAAGAUAUUUGUGGUUCUUCAAUUAAAGCGACAGUUGCUCCAUUUUGGGGGGUUGAUUUAAGUCGUGAAUCAAAUGGUUUAUGUGGUGUUUAUUCUCCUGUUAAAAAAGAGAAUGAAGAGACUUUGAAACUACCAGAUGGCAAAUAUUUUACACAACGUAAUAUCAACCUUUUUACAGUUGCUUGGAGAGUAACAAAAGAAAUGAGAUUAUAUAAUGGUUAUUGCCCAGAAGAGACAGUUGAAACUGAGAUAGUAAAGUAUUGUAGUUGUCAAAACACAGAUAAACCUUGUGAAACUGAUACCUUCAAUAUCAAUUGUCGACCACCUAAAACUGUAAAUGAGGUUAUCACUUAUGCUGAUAUAACAGAGGAAUUAGUCAAAUUAUCUAUUGAACCUGUUAAAUGUGUGACACCAGGAGAAGAAAAGGAAAUAGAUUAUGAUGAUAACUUUAUGGCUAAGGUACCUGAAUGGCCAACACCUGGAGGACUAGAAUAUGAGGAUGUCAGGAAGAUCUGUCAACAGGCCAUCAACAUUAAUCAAGCAUCUCAAGGCUGUAUAUCAUUACCAGGUUUUAAUAUUAAAAAGUUAUUGGAGUGGUGUAUAGCUGAUAUUCAACCAACUGAUAAUAAAAUUUGGGCUGACAUUUUGGUUGUUAAUGUAAAAGAAGAAUGUCGACAUAGAAUUACCAUUAAGAUAUCCAUCUGGAUAACUAUAACUGGUACCAUUACUAUACCAGAUAUCUUUGCUAACAUCUGUCCUAAAGAUUGUUCUGGUAAUGGUAAUUGCGUCAGAGGCAUUUGUGUGUGUAAGGAUGGUUUCAGUGGUAAGGCCUGUUCUAUUGACACCAACAAACCACCAGAGUUAACAGGAAUUAAAGGUGGCUUGGCCUGUGAUUUUGGUGCAAAUGAUUGUUCAGAAGUAACUAUAUUUGGAAAGGGCUUCAUCAAAGGAAAUGACUUGACCUGUCAUUAUACUGCAUUAGAUAUGAAUUUGGUAAAAAAGAGGUUUGAAGAGACAAAUGAUGUCUUCACAACAAAAGCUGUCUUUAUCAGUAGUCAAUCUGUGGUCUGUCGUUCACCAAGAAACGAAGCUUUCAUCAUCAGUGUUAGCAAUGAUGGCACGAAACUCAGUAAAAGCAUAUACUACAUAGCCUAUGAUCCAAUUUGCAUGCUGUGCAAUAAUAAAGGAUGUUAUGUCAAUGAUGAUAUUUGUGUGAUUGAUGGGAAAUGUUACAAAGAUGGCUUCACAAAUCCAACUGAUCGCAGCCAAGUCUGUCAGCCGAAAAAAUCUGUCAAUGAUUGGCAACUCCUGAAAGUGACAGACGUAACAAUCCAAAGAUUCAGAUUUAUUCGUAUCAUUGGCAACAUCCUCAUUACUUCACAGUUCAACUUUACUGUAUUUGGUAAUCCAAACUUUUUACCAGGACCACAGGGUGGUAACGCCUUAGUUUUGGAUGGAAUCAAACAGUAUCUUGAUUUUGGUGAUUACCAAAACACGUGUUUGUUUGAUCUUGGGCAAUGUAGAUAUGGUUUGUCAAUUUCCUUCAAUCUCCAAAUAAGGAAAUUUGUCAACAAAAUGCAGAUACUGAACAAUGAUGCCAUUAACAUGUGGUGGGAAGGAAAUAGACUCUAUCUUCAAGUCAGACUGGAAAAUCGCGUCUGGACAGUCAAACCUAAAUUCCACAAACGUAUAACAUCCUAUGUAAAUAUCAAAUUCUCAUGGAGUUUCCAGCAGGGUAUCAAAAUAUUCUUUGAUGGUAAAAACGUGGCUUAUAGUAAAAAAUACAAAAGAUUAAGAAAAUUACCAAAGAUUUUCAAGAAGUUCCUGAUUGGCCGUUCUGUCGAUGGCAAAAGAUUUGGUUCCUUCUAUUUGGCUGAUUGGAGUGUUAUAUUUGCUGUUGAUGAAAUUAUACAGAAGUUUGAUAUCAAUGUUGAAUUACCUAAAUUUGAAACUAGACCCAUUGUAGAAAUGACUGUUCACAAUGAAACUAAACAAGUCAGUUUUGAUUGUAAAUUUAAAGAACUCACCAAGAGUAAUCUGAAGUAUAGUAUAAAAUGGUAUUUGAAUACUAAGGUAUUGUCAGAGGAAACCGUCAAUAUUGUCGAUGGUUUUGGCACCAGUCAAUUGACCGAAGAUCAGUUUGAAAAUCUGGAAUUGAAUGAUCAGAUCUAUUGUGCUGUAUCAGCUUGUGUAGAAAAUAAUUGUGAGGAAACAAAAGGUCCUGAAAGAAACAGCUUACCCAUCAUAGCUCACGUCAAGAUUUUAACAGAAAAGGUUACAGUUUAUGAAGGAAGUAUGUUCAACUACAUUGAAAUUACUGCAACUGUUCCUCCCAGACUUUUCUGUUUGGCACAAGAUAGAGAAAGAUCUUGUCGUCUGCUUGUUAGAACUCUCCUGUCUAGGGAAAGAAGAGAAGUGAAAUGUCAGACUGGUGAAGAAAUUGUCCAGGCUGUUUUUGGUGUUGCUCAUGUUGAUGAUAAAAUGCCACCAUGUGCAUAUUCUAUAACUAUGGACAACUGGAUGACAAAUCUACGUAUACCAAUAAAAGGUACCAUUGAUCAACUUAAAGACCGAGACCAGAAGAGAGAAGUCAAGAUUACUGUGGACGUUUAUGCAUCAGAACUGAUCUUCCAAAGCGUUAUUAUAGGGGAAGUAGAGCUUACAAUAAAAGAUAGAGACAGAACAUCUAUGUGUAAAACCUAUGGUGAUCCACAUAUUUACAGUUUUGAUAAUACAAGGCACAAUAAUUUCUAUGAAGGUGAAUUUUUGAUGUACAAACAUAAGACUCUACCAUACGAGGUUCAUACAUUCCAAAGAGAUUGUGGAGGCAGAGUGAAGGUAUCAUGUAAUUGUGCUGUAGCUAUCAAAUCAGGUGAUGAUGUCAUUGUUAUGGAUAGGUGUGGACCCAAACGCCAAGGUCGAGGCAGGUUUAUACCACUAGAACCUAGAAUUUACCUUAAUGGAGAAUUGACACCAGGUACCAAGAUAUUCAGAUACAGAGGUGGACGUAAAUUUGAGGUUGUGUUACCAACAGGAACGCGAGUAAAAGUUGUCCACGGAAAAAGUGGUUUUUCUGCUUAUCUUAGAAUCUAUGUCAAGGCUUCAUCCAUAGACUACAUGAACGUUGAAGGAUUCUGUGGUCCAUUUGAUGAUGACAAGAGUAAUGAUUUGAUGUUAGCUGAUGGUACUUUAUAUCCUGGUAGAUCCAAGCAUCCUGAUUCAUUUAUUGUCAGUUGGAGAGUUUCAAAAUCUGAGAGUUUAUACUAUGGUACUUGUCCAGAAGAGGAAGUUGAUGCAAUUGUGGAUGAAACUAAAUAUUGUCAAUGUUUGGAAGAUUCUGAAGCUGUUUGUGAUGCUGGUUUGGACAUUGGACCGUGUACUGCUAAAACAUCCCGAAGGAGAGCAACUGAUAUAACUAAUUCAUUGGUUGUUUCUGCUAGAGAUGUUCAACAUUGUCUGAGAAUCAAUCAAAUAGAAUGGGAAUUUACAUUAACCUACACAGCUAUAGUGAUAUCGUGGCCAACACCAAGUGGUAUAACAUUAGAUAUAGCAGUAUCUAUCUGUAGAAAUUUCAUUAUUAAUACUGGUAUUUACGAAAAGUGUAAGAACUUUAUAGAUCUUGAUGCUGCCUUAUUAUCAUGUGUUGAAGACAUUCAGAUUUUGGAUGAUAAAAAGGAAGUGACUGGAACAUUAUUUGAUGAUGUCUUCUUGACUUGUAUGACUUCUGUAGAAAUUGAUGUUUCUCUGUGGAUUACAGUUGAAGGAGGGUUGAUUAUUCCACCUCCAGCCAUUACUGAUAAACUGUGCCCUGAUGACUGUAAUGGACAUGGCAAAUGUGAUCAAGGUGUAUGUAAAUGUGAUAAAGAUUGGCUAGGUACAGCAUGUGAUGUCAAUGCUAAAGAACCACCAACAUUGAUAUCUAUCUCCGGUAAUGAAUUCUGUGAUAACCAAAGAUUCAACUGUUUCUCUGUAACUGUCUUUGGUCUAGACUUUGCUGAGGUGGACACAUUGAAAUGUCAGUUAGUUAAAGAUGGGGAAACAAUUGUUGUACCAGCAGAAUUUCACAGCCCAGAGAAUGUCAUAUGUAAGAUACCAACAACAUGGUAUGGUAAAGUAACUAUUUCAGUUUGUAAUGAUGGUAUAACAUUUAGUAUUAUUAAACUAGAAUAUACUAUUUACAACUCAGUGUGUCAAGUCUGUAACAAAGAUGGCUGCAAUGAACGGGAUGAUGUAUGCAGAAUCAAUGGAAAAUGUCUUGCUGAUGGUUUCUUCGAUCCAGAAGAUGCUUCUAAAUAUUGUUCAGUUAAAUUAUCAAAGACUGAUUGGACUGUCAUUAGCAUUGAUGAAAUAAAGGAAAAAAGAAUCACAUUUAAAGAAAUUAUUGAUAGAAUUAUUAUAACAAACAGUGUUAACAUCACAUUUACUGGAAACGUUAGACUAGAAAUCAACGAACGUAAUAAGAAAGCUAUUAAAUGUGGAGUUGGUGCUUUCCUAGAUUUGACGUCUGUCAACCAUCCAUGUUUUAGUGAUCCUGAUAAAUGUACCCUCGGACUGACCUUCUCAUUUUCACUGAAAUUGAAAACAAUAAAAGAUGACUCGUACCUGUUGUCAAGCUGUGCUGAGGAAACAGACGGUAUUGGAAUGUCAAUUUAUUACAAACGAAAGCGAAUGUAUAUCACUGUCAGUUCCAGAAAACGGCAAUGGAUACUGAUCAGUAAAAAUAUCAAACUCAACAAAUAUUUUGAUUAUGAAGUUUCUUGGAGCAAACAGACGGGUUUACAAUUGUAUGUAGAUAAAAAGAGCAAUGCUAAAACUACCAAAUAUUUUGACAGAGAUGUGCAGACGCCAUUACAAUGUAACCUGUUCCUUGGUAAGAAAGCUAAACCAGGUUCACAGAAUAUUAUGAAUGAAUUUGAAAUCGAGCUAUGGCAGGCUGUAUAUGCUGUGAAAGAAGUCGUUCAGAAGUUGGAUGUAGUUGUUGGCUAUCCAAAAUUGCCCAAAUUGCCAGAAGUAAAGGUUGAAAUCUUAGAAAGUAGAAAAGUCAAUUUUGUGUGUGAAUUUGAACUGAUUAAAGGUUAUGAUGUAGAGUAUGAGAUAGAAUAUUAUCUAGGUGAAACAUCAUUAUUUAAAGAUAGAUUAAAAGAUGGAAUUAUACCUAGAUUAGCUAGUAAUAAGAUCACCAAAAUUACUUCAAAUAUGCAGAUUAAAUGUAGUGUGGUGGCAUGCUUUAAAGAUAAUUGUGAAGGAAGUCAAGGACCACCAUCUGUAGGUCCUGGAGUCAGUCCUGGUAUUCAGAUUAUUACCAAGAGUUUGACUGUUAUUGAAGGCUCAAUCAAUGAAAUGAUUAAGAUCAAGAGUAAUGUACCACCAUCUUUCUUCUGUGGUGAUGAUGAAGACUGCGAAGUGAGAAUUAUGGCUGGUAUUCGAGCUGCCAAAGAACAGAAAUGUCCCGAUAAGCGAGUCAUACCUCAAGCUGUGAUAGCAUGGACUGGAGAUGUUGACCAAGCACCAUUCUGUGGGGUGACACUCAGCAAAGCGAAAUGGAAUGAGUAUCAUUUGAUUGCUGUCAAAGGUGUGGUAGACUCUCUAAAAGAUGGAGAUAAAAAUAGAGUUGUUGAAGUUUGGGUGUCUGUCAUCACUAAAGUCAAAACCAUCAAGAUUGAACUAGGACAGGUCAAGCUUAAAAUCAAAGAUGGCGAUAAAGCCUCGAUAUGUAAAUCAGUAAAUGAUCCACAUAUUACAACAUUCGAUGGAAGACGUUAUGACAAUUUCUUUGAAGGAGAGUUUGUCCUUUAUAGACAUGAAACUUUACCUUAUGCUGUUCAUGCUUUCUACCGAGCUUGUAGUGAUAGCAAAUAUUCUACAGCUUCCUGUAAUUGUGCUGUGGCCAUUAGAGUUGAUGAUGAUGUUCUAGUCUUAGAUAAAUGUGGGGCUAAGAGAACCUAUAGACCAUACCCAAUGAAGAUCACACUGUAUCAAAAUGAGGAGCUGACAGAAGGUUUUAUUAUCACACAGGAAAGGUCUAGAAAGUACAGGAUUUAUCUACCAAACGGUGUCAAAGUUGUUGUCAAAACCCAACGAAUGAAGAGUUUGAUGAACAUCUGGGUAACUUCAUCUUCCACUGAUGUCGGACAAACUGAAGGUCUGUGUGGUGUUUUGGAUGGAGAUAAGUCCAAUGAUUUGAAAAUGAGAAAUGGACAAAUUUCAACCGAGAAGGACAAAUUCCCAGAUGCUUUCUCAAAAACAUGGAGAGUAAGUAAAGAAGAAUCACUGUAUGAUGGUUAUUGUGGUAAAACAACAUUGAAAGAGAAGUCUGCAGUAUACUGUGAUUGUAUGUUUGGAGAAGAGGCCGUAUGUUCACCUGGUCUUGAUGUCUUUGAUUGUAGAAAGAAAUCUAAGAAACCUAGAAGUAGAGUAAAAGAUAUCACUAAUAGGCUAUCAGAAGACUCAGUCCGACCACUGAAAUGUGUCUCAACAGAACCAAGAGUAACAUUUGAAUAUAAUAUUACUUAUAUUCAUAAGGUUGUAAAUUAUGGUAUUAAAUUUGAUGAAGCAGAAGGACAUUGUAAUAACAAACUGGGAUCAUUACCAGCAGUUAAAGACAUUAAAGAUAUAAUUGGUGUUGACAAUGUACAGGCUUCAUUAGAAUUCUGUGUUAAUGAUAUCAUGCUAACUGGAGACUACACAUGGGUCAAUGUAUUGUUGGACAAUGUCAAAGAACAAUGUAUAUUGAAUGUUGAGGUUAAUGUAGACAAAUGGAUAACAGGACCAGAUAACAUUCCUCUCUUACCACCAGCAAUUGAUAAUAUCUGUCCCAAUGAAUGUAGUGGAAAUGGUACUUGUAAGGAAGUAAUUGAUAAUAUCUGUCCCAAUAAAUGUAGUGGAAAGGGUACUUGUAAGGAAGCAAUUGAUGAUAUCUGUCCCAAUAAAUGUAGUGGAAAGGGUACUUGUAAGGAAGCAAUUGAUGAUAUCUGUCCCAAUGAAUGUAGUGGAAAGGGUACUUGUAAGGAAGGAGAAUGUGAAUGUAAUGAAGGUUUUAAGGGAGAUGAUUGUUCCAUAGCUAUUGCUCGACCACCUGAUGUUGUUUCUAUAUCUGAAGGUCCAUUGUGUGAUACUCUUCAAAACAACUGUUCCAUUAUCAAUAUUUAUGGCCUUCAGUUUGCUGAAACCAUUUGGUGUAAAUUCCAAAAAUUAACAAUGACAACAUUCCAAAUAGAUACUGGUAAAGCUGCUGAAAUCAAUGUUGGUAUUUAUCAAAGUGAAGAACAGAUACAGUGUAUGGUACCUGAUCCAUCAAGUAGCUACUUUGUUAGUAUCAGUAAUGAUCAAAUAGAAUUCAGUGCUACUCUAAAGAUUGUGGUCUAUAGCUCAACUUGUAUGACCUGUACUGAUACUGGUUGUACAGAGAGGAAUGACGUCUGCAAGAUUGAAGGUAAAUGUUAUGAAAAUGGAUUUGUCAAUGAAGAAGAUGAAAGUGAGAUAGUAGGCAACAUCUUGGUUACGAAGGCUUAUAACUUAACUCUUGUUGGAUCACCAGUCACAGACGUUGGACCAUUGGGAGGAUUGGCCAUAGUUCUAAAUGGUUUAGGACAGUACAUUGUUCUUGGUGAUAGGGUCGGCGAAUGUCUGGGAGAUAUUGAAAAAUGUCCACUUGGUCUGACCAUCUCAUUCAAGCUGAAAUUUAAGUCUCUAAUUGAAGGUGGAAUUAUCUUGAGUAGUGGGGCUGAGAAACGUGACAAAUAUGGUAUGGUCAUGUGGUACGAAAAUGGACGCAUCAAUCUUAAAGUCAGCACCAAGACCAAGGAAUGGUCUGUGUCUGUCAGUAAAGUGUCUCUUAAUAAAUUUGUGAAAUUCAAAUUUUCUUGGAGCCGACAGAUUGGCUUGAGGUUCUAUUUGGAUGAAAAAUUGGAAGUAAACAACAAAAAGUUCAUAGCAAGAACUGCUGCUACUGUUGCACGAUCAACCAAAUUUCACAUUGGUUGUGGUGUAGAACAGGAAAGAUUUGCUAAUUUUACCAUUCAAAGUUUGAAGAUUGUCGAAGCUAUUGAAGAAACAACUGAAAAAUUGAAAGUCAUCACAGAGCUACCUGUCUUUGAAAUGGCACCAAAAUUGAAAGUAGUGGUCGACAAACUGAUAUCAUUAGAGUGUAGUUUUGAGAAGUUAACUGAGGUAGAAAAUGAAAAAUACACUGUGAAAUUUUAUUCUGGGGAAACUGUCAUUGAAACAGUUACAGUAACAGACGGAAACUCAACCACUAUUGAUGAAAGCAAACUUGGAAAAUUGACAUUUGGUGGCUCCCUUAAAUGUGGUGUAUCAGCAUGUUUUACCAAUGAUUGUUUUGAAACUAGUGGUCCAGAAAGAAUGAGUGAAGUUAUCCAAACAUCCAUUCAGGUCUUGACAAAAGAAAUCACAGUAUACGAAGGUGGAGUUGAAGAAUACAUAAUGGUAUCAACAUUAUUCCCUCCAAGACUAUUCUGUGCUGCCAAUGAGGAUUGUCGCUUCAGAAUCAAACCAUCAUUCCUGAGUGUCAAAAAGGAAAUAAAGUGUGCUGACAGACGUGAAAUACCCCAGGCUCUGAUUGGAUGGAUGGGUGGUAAAGAGGAAACAGCAUUCUGUGGAGCUGAUAUCACUCAGACUAAUUGGGAAACUGUUCUCAAGAUUCCAGUAAAGGCCUCCAUUGAUUCCUUGAAAGACAAAGAUCAGACUCGUAAAAUCCAAAUUUCAGUUCAACUGAUUAGGAACACUGUGGUUGAAAGUUUGAAUUUCCAGCAUAUUAUUGUUGUAACUAUAAUAGAUCAAGAUAGAAUCAGAUUAUGUAGUAGUACAGGUGAUCCUCAUAUGAAAACAUUUGAUGGAAGAAAGUAUAACAAUUUCUUGGAAGGUGAAUUCCUGAUGUAUAAACACAAAACUCUACCAUACGAAGUACAGGGCUUCUAUAGAAGUUGUUUGAAUAAAGCAGCAUGUACUUGUGCUGUUGCUGUUAGAUCUGGUGAUGAUGUGGUAGUCAUUGAUAGAUGUGGUUCUAUGCGUGGUAAACCAAACCGCCGUACACCACUUACAAUCAAUUUAUAUUUGAAUGGUGAAUUGACUCCUGGUACCAGGAUCUUAAGAUACAGAAAUGGAAAAGAAUUCAGGGUGAUAUUACCAACUGGUGCUAUGGUCAAAGUCAGGAAGUCAAAGGCUGUUGGAGGAAGAUAUCUGGAUGCCUGGAUUAAACCAGCUACAGUAGACAGAGACAAUGCUAUAGGUUUAUGUGGUAAUUUUGAUGGUGAUAAUACUAAUGAUUUGAUCAUACGACAAACUGGUGUCUUGUUCACAAAGAGAACCAAACAACCCACAGAAUUCUCAAAGAGUUGGAGAGUCACAAAAGAAGAAUCACUUUAUACUGGAUCAUGUGUACUAGAGGAGAAAAAGGUUGAAAAGGAACCAAUAUUCUGUAGCUGUCAAGGUGAAACAGAAGUCUGUGGACUCUUAACCAAAGACACUUCCUGUUCCUCAGUGAGCACAAAACAAAGAGGCAGGCGUGGAAGGAGAGGAGAAGACAUCACUGAGAAACUAAUGACAUCUCUUGAUACCCAGAAUCCACCUAAAAAAUGUCUGACUCAACAGAUUUUAGUUUUCUUUGAGUUUGACAUCAACUAUGUUUUCCCAGAAGUGUCAUGGCCGACUGCAAGUGGUAGAACAGAAGUACAAGCAGCAGCAGAAUGUAAACGAGUUAUUGAAGAAUCAGUAUCAGGAGCAGCCUGUAAAAAAGUAGCUGGUGUUGCAGUAACUGAGAGUUUGGCUACUUGUAUUGAAGAUAUAAAGAUUACUGAUCUUGUAGAAUGGGCUGAAUCAGCCUUCAAUAACUUUAUUGAAGAGUGUACCAAUACCAUUGAGAACAAUGUUGAACUGUGGGAAACAAAGAAUAUCAAUGGUACAGAAGAAAUCAUACCACCACCAGAUAUUGUGGAUAAAAUAUGUGAUGGUGAUUGUAGUGGACAUGGUACCUGUGUAGAGGGUGAAUGUGAAUGUGAAGAGAAUUAUACUGGAGAUGAUUGCUCACUCAAUAAACAAGAACCACCAGUACUUUAUGAAGUCUUGAAACCAAUCUGUGACACCAGACUUUCUAAUUGCAAACAGAUCGCUGUCUUUGGUGCUUCUUUCAUCCAGUCUGAAAAUUUAGUUUGUAAACUGGAAAAAAUGCAGAGAACAGACGUCACUUUCACAGCAACUGGUGAUACUUUAACUGUCAAUGCUACCUUUAUUAGUGAUGAACAAGUCAGAUGUGAAGUAGAUACAGCUAAUACGUAUCGUGUUGCUGUUAGUAAUGAUGGUGGAAAACUAGACAGUACUACUAAGGCAUUGUUUGUAUCAUACGAUUCCGCCUGCUACUCUUGUACCAAAGAUGGUUGCACCUUAAAGUCGGAUGUCUGUGAUAUUAACAAUGAAUGUUAUGGUGAAGGAUUUGUUAAUCUGGAAAAUUACGUACAGAAAUGUUCACCUGGAAAGACAACAUGGACUGAUAUAACCAAGGAAGAAAUCAAGGUCUUCAAAUUCUUUUUCCUUCGUAUUGAACAGAACAAAUUAGUUACAUUAUCUGGUAAUUUUGACUUGUUUAAUAACCCCUCGUUCACAGAUGGUAUGAAAGGCAACAAAGCAAUUCAGUUGAACAGUGAACAAAAACAAUACAUGACAAUAUCAGAUAACGUGGCCUGUAUUCUCAAUCCCAUGAAUUGUAAAUUAGGGCUGACUAUUUCAUUUAAUAUUCGUGUUCGCAAAUUCGAGGAGAAUGUUGUCUUGCUUACCAGUGGAGCUGAUAAGGAAGAUGGUUAUGGGUUAGCUUUGAUCAGAAAAACAAACAGCUUCCUGCUAGUAAUCAGCACUGACACUCAAGAAUGGUCAAUCCUCACUCAAGAUAUACAACUCAAUGUUUUUGUCUCUGUCAAAAUUUCAUGGAGCGUUCAAAUUGGUUUAAAAUUGUAUUUGGAUGGUGAAGAAAAGGCCACUGCAAAGACAUUCAUUCCAAGAAAUGUGACUGCAACAGAGACUGACAGGUUCAUUGUUGGAAAAGCUGCCGAGAAAGAAGCCUUUGCUGAUAUGGACAUCGAACACGUUCAAGUCAUUGAUGCUGUGCAGGAAACUGCUGAUGCCUUAAAUGUAGAUGUUGAAGAGACAACGGAAGCCCCUCAAACAACAGAGACAUCGACUAAUAGUACAACAGAUACCACAGAUGGAAGAACCGAAAGUACUACUGAUGGAGUAAGUGAAAGUACUACUGAAAGUGCAACUGAAAGCACUACAGAUGGAAUAACUGAAAGUACUACUGAUGGAGUAACCGAAAGUACGUCUGAAAGCACAACAGAUGGAGUAACCGAAAGUACAACUGAAAGCACAACAGAUGGAGUAACCGAAAGUACCACUGAAAGUGCAACUGAAAUUACGACUGAUGGAACAACAGAAAGUACUACUGAUGGAGCAACUGAAAGUACUACUGAUGGAGCAACAGAAAGUACUACUGAUGGAGCAACUGAAAGUACUACUGAUACAGCAACAGAAAGUACUACAGAUACAGCAACAGAAAGUACUACAGAUACAGCAACAGAAAGUACUACAGAUACAGCAACAGAAAGUACUACAGAUACAGCAACAGAAAGUACUACAGAUACAGCAACAGAAAGUACUACAGAUACAGCAACAGAAAGUACUACAGAUACAGCAACAGAAAGCACCACGGAUUCAACAACUUCUACUAAAUGCAUAGACUCUGCUGAUAGCUACCCCAAGAUGCCUGGAGCUCCAGAUUUAACCUUUGAACAAGUUGAUGAUAAGCUGUCUUUCACCUGUACACCACAGAAGGUCACUAGUGAAGAUGGUGUGGUUUACACUGUUACAUGGGUGGUGAAUGCUAUAGAUGUUGGUACUGGUGACAUCGCUACAGAGGAAUCUCACAUUCUCAGUUACCAGGAUAUCACCAACUCUGAAGCUGUUUUAGAUAGUGGAAUAUCAUGUAAAGUAACUGCUAGAAAUCCUAGAAGAUGUGUUGUGGAGACCAGUCCAGCCAUAUCCAGUAUACCUCUCCCAGCAUUCACUAGACAGGUUGUUGAUGCAGAGAACAUGGAAUUAGUCGAAGGAGCAGCCUCAAAAUCAGUCAAAGUAACAUUGAGUCAGUCCCAACAAUAUUACUGUUUGCUGAAAUUCAAACAAACUUGUGAAAUCUCCUUUGAAGCUAAAGCUAUACGAGCUGACAAACCAAACAAAUGUAUCAAUGGAAAACUCAUUAAUGGUAUAGCUGUUGAUUACACUGGAGAACUAGCUACAGCAUCUUGUAAAGCUCCAAUGACAGGUCAAGAACAUACCAUAUCAUUAUCAGCAGUGUCAGAUAGGAAGGUCAUGAGAACAGAUGUGGAAUCAACUGUACAGAUCAUAGAACAUGUUUCUUAUGGAGAACAAACCAAAUCAGAAACUCUUGGAGAGUUUAAGGUCAAAGUUAAGAGUGUAGAUGUCCGAGGAGCCUAUUGUAAAACUGUAGGAGAUCCUCACAUCAGAACUUUUGAUGGGCAAACAUUUGAUAAUUUGAGAACUGGUGAAUUUACCAUUUAUAAAAAUACUGAAAUGGAAGUUGAGGUACGAGGUUUGUUUACGGAGACUGGUAGUGGCAGUAGUAGUUGUGGAUUUUUAGUCAGAUCGGGAGAUGAUAUCAUUAAACUUAGUAAAUGUGAACUUGAAGAGAAUUCGGAAGCCUUCCCUCUGAUACCAGAAUUGCUACUGAAGGAUGAAUUGACACCAAAUACCAAAAUUUUCCAAGAAAAUGGUGGCAAUAAAUACAAGAUUCUGUUGCCCUCAGGAACUCAAAUUGUAGUACGAAAUGAUGUUAAAAGAGCAACAAAUGUUUGGAUUGUUCCAUCUGGAGAAGAUUUUGGCAAGACAACUGGUUUAUGUGGUAAUUAUAAUGAUGAUGAUACUGAUGAUGUUAGGAGCAAAGAUGGUACUGAUUAUACUGUUGAUGAUGCUACUGUUGAUGAUGCUUUCCUCUUAUCAUGGAGGAUUGAAGAUAGUGCUAGUCAAUAUUCAGGAUAUGUAGGAACAUUGAAUAUGCCGACUCCUAUAUAUUGCACUUGUUAUGAUGGGGAAGAUCCAGUUUGUGGUUAUUUUAAUAAUAUUGAUGACUGUGGAGUGACCACAUCAGGUGAGGAAAUCACUCAAAGAUUAUUAGAUGAUGCAAAAGCACAAGCUGAACAACAAGCAGUUACCAGAAGAAAGAGAGCCACCAACUCAUUUCAAUAUAAUCCUGACUUUAAUGCAGCAGCUUCUGCUACCUGGCCUACAGCAUCUGGUAUAACUGAAGCUAAAGCUAGAGAAUUAUGUACUAGCAGGAUUCAGGUUUCUAAAGCCUUUAAAGCCUGUUCUAAUUUCUCAGCAACAAACUAUGCCACUGAAAUCAACAACUGUGUUACAGAUGUUAAGCUAACUGAUGAUAUAUCCUGGGCAGAUGCUACAUUAGCAGACAUACAAGAACAGUGUGAAAUUGAUGUAUUGAAAAAUCCUGAAAAUUGGGUCAAUCAGUCUAAUGGUAUUCCAGCUCUACCAACAACUAUAACUACAUCACUUUGUCUAAAUGAUUGCAGUGGAAAUGGAACAUGUGUUGAUGGAUCAUGUGACUGCAAUACUGGCUAUGCUGGUAUAGAUUGUUCAUCAACUACUACUGUAGCCCCUACAGUCCUACCUGGCUCCAGCAACGCUUUAUGUGAUCAAUCUACAGCUUGUGACCAGAUCGUAAUCAGAGGAGAUAACUUCCACCAGUCUUCUAAUUGUCAUAUGGAAGAGAUUGAGAUCGACGAAUCUGGUAUUAAAUCAAGAGGGGAAGUGUUUUUGAUUGCUGCAAAAUAUAGAAGUACAUAUGAAGUAUCAUGUCCUAUGCCUAAUGAUGUUAAGAGAAGCUAUGCCAUACGUAUCAGCAAUAAUGCAGGUGAUAAGUCAUUUGCUGAGGCAUUAUUCAGUGUCUAUGAUCCAAAAUGUUUAGCUUGUACAGUCAGCUCUAAGGAUUCAACUGGAACCUGUCCGAGAAGGAGUGAUGUAUGUCAUAUUGAAAAAAAAUGUAUUCAACCAAAUAGUAUUAAAACCGGUGAACCAUGCUAUAUAUGUAAUCCUCCAAUAUCUACAACUUCUUGGUCCAGCACAGGAGCAUCUGGUUGCCCAUCACCACCACCACCAACAAAAUCACCAACUACGAGUAAACCAAAGAUAGAUAUGACCGAUAAUGAUACACGUACAGCUAUUAUUGUAUCUGGUACCAUAGCUAGUACUAUAUUGGUAGUUAUCAUACUAGUGUCUGUAGUCUUUUAUAGGAGACAUAUGUUAAGAAAAGAAAGAAAAAUACCAUCCUAUUCAGGCUCAGAUGAUGGCAUAUACAACAAUGGAAGUCGAGUCUAUGAUGGUUUCCAUGGUUUACGGACCGAAAACACCUUAACUCUGCGACCAAGAGAAUAUCUAGGUGGAACCUUAUAA